This is a messenger RNA of Aspergillus japonicus CBS 114.51, 1368 nucleotides long. RefSeq lists its product as uncharacterized. Lineage: Eukaryota; Fungi; Ascomycota; Eurotiomycetes; Eurotiales; Aspergillaceae. The coding region runs from base 1 to 1368 and encodes 455 amino acids. The transcript has a single exon. The record is from RefSeq and is a predicted model, not a curated record.
AUGGAUACUUUCCGUCACGUCCCCCGCGAGUCACUCGUCGAGAUUGUGAAGACCGCAGCAAACUGGGUAACGCUGGAAGAUCUUAUUGUGGACUCGACGCAGCUGACUCCGCUGUUCGAACCGGGAGAUGAACCAUAUAGUCAGCCAGACCCUAAAGCGAUGGCCCUUGUGAAGCAUAUCCCCCAGCAUAACUCGGUCAUGUCGUAUGAUCUCGAACGCUAUUCCAAGGUGUGUAUCGAGCUACGAGGGCCAAUUCCGGACACAGGUUUGUGCGACUUUGUUGACGGAACCGGUUUCAACCUCGUGAGUGCGGAGCGCCAUCGCCUCUCGAUGUCUACGGCGACCCGCGCCUCUCUCCGCGCCGUGGUAAGCCUCGCGGCCAAUAUCCAACGUCUGGCCUGCAUGUGCUUGACAACACUGCGAGGGCGACUGCAAGCUAUGCUGCCCCGGUACUUCGAAGACAUCCGACAUAUGCCGUCCCUGGUCCCAUGUAAGCUCCGGGAUAUGGGUGCGUUCUCCUGGAUCGAGGAGUUCCGCGUCUACCGUGCCCUGUGGCACUUGCAGGCCUUUAGUGAUCUCUGGGUGGUUGCUGAUCAGCUGGAUUGGACGGACGGAUGGUUUCUAUCUCUGCAAAGAGAACAUGCGGCAUGGAGCGGACUCCUCGGGCAGGAGGAGGGGUUUAUCGAAGAGGACGAUACCGAGUGGGAUAUCCUGUGCAAAGACGUGGCCGCUUGGGAGGAGAUAUGCGAAGUGUCGGAAUGCCUUGCAAGCCUCUACGCUGGAACUACUGAUCUCUGCACGACCGAGUUACCCCAGGCUUGCUGCGAGGACACAGGCAGGUUCUUCUUCGACUGGAGUGGCAUCGAGAGGAAGCACCGGAUUCACGGCAACCACGACAUCAUCCUCGUGAAGAGGCUUCCCGAUGCGUCCCGCUGCCCGGGGGGCCCCUUCGCGGUGUGGUCGCCCCCGGCUCAGCCGCGGGAGGGGGAACCUUCGCAUGAGCUCUGGGGCCAGAGUCGCCAGAAUACCGUGCACCACGAGGUCCUGGACUUCGUAUACGCCUGGCGUCUACUGCAGGCAGACGGAGCCCCCGAGGCCAGUUACAACAUACCACCCGAGCCCUUCCGGGCGCUAGGCAUGGGGCUGUGGGACUACUGGCGGCUGUUCGAAUUAGGGCUUCACGAUGUCUGGCCCGCCGGAGGCUCGACGGCGCUGACCACCCCGGACGGAGAUACACGCGUUUGGCCGCAUUGCCGGCCGGUGAACCUCUUUUUAUCGAAUUGCGCUCACAAGUGGCAUCUUCUUCUGCAGGCGUGGGAGGCGCACAACCCCGCGGUUGUUGCAGUUGUUGCAGUUGUAGAAGUAUAG